Messenger RNA from Cutaneotrichosporon cavernicola, 2481 nucleotides. RefSeq lists its product as uncharacterized. Gene Ontology annotation, molecular function: DNA-binding transcription factor activity, RNA polymerase II-specific; RNA polymerase II cis-regulatory region sequence-specific DNA binding. Gene Ontology annotation, cellular component: nucleus. Gene Ontology annotation, biological process: regulation of transcription by RNA polymerase II. The coding region runs from base 1 to 2481 and encodes 826 amino acids. The record is from RefSeq and is a predicted model, not a curated record. The transcript has 2 exons. NCBI's taxonomy places the organism in Eukaryota, Fungi, Basidiomycota, Tremellomycetes, Trichosporonales, Trichosporonaceae.
AUGCCUCCGCACCCAACUACUACUCAUGUGCCGACGUUGGCUGGCAUCCGCUACGCCAUUCCGCCACAACCGUCGUCGGGUCCGAAUGGUGCCGGAAGCCGGUACACCAUGAGAGGCGCAGACGUGUUCGGUGGUCCCAUUGAGGUCUCGCCCCAACCCCAUCAUCAGGGGCUUAACGGAGACAUGGUUGCCGACCCCAACGUCUACGUUUAUCCCACCAGCCACGUCCACUACGACUUUCAACAUGCGCCUACUCCCAUGCCGCAAGGCGCCGGCAUCACACCCGCCCGUCUCGGACCCGCGCCGCGUCUCUCACAGCCCUACAACAUGCCAGGGUCGUCCGACUCGCAAGUUACCCCUUUGUCCAAGAACAACCUUCAACACCGUCCCUCGACUGCAGACGGUUCGUCGUCGGACAAUAACAGUUCGGCAGAACGGCCUGCGCGCCCAGAGGCCGAGCCGGUCACAUCCAGUGAUGUCGAGGCUGAAUCACCCACAAGACGCGUCCGCAGUCGCAUCCCCACGUUUGAGCCAGCUCAUGCUCGUACAACUGCUCCGCAGAAGCGCAAGGCAGCGCCCGCUGGUCGGUCAAGCGCAAAGCCUACCAAGGCCGCCGUGGACCCGGGCGUCGAGGGCAUUCCUCCAGGACUGCCGUUGGAGACGCGACCGCCAUUAUCAUUUGCGUGGAUGAUCGGCAAUGCCAUCCUGGCCGCCCAGGCUGGAGGACUUUCUCUUGAGCACAUUUACCGGUACAUCUCGACCUGUUACCCAUUCUUCAGGAAUGACGACCAGUGGCGCAACUCUGUCCGCCACAACCUCUCGAUACACAAGAUCUUCAUGACCAUCCCUCGCUCAGAGAUUCACCCUCCUGGUAAAGGCGGCAUCUGGACUAUCCCAGACGAGGAGAAGUGUCACUGGCAAAUGGGCCCUGACGGUGUUCCUAAGUUCACCAAGACUUUUCCGCCGUCCGACCCUCACUAUCCUCACUGUCGCCAAACCAAGUGGGACAUUCGUGUCGAGGAGAAGGCCCGGGCCAAGGCCGAGGCAGAUGGUGUCGAGUACGUCCCCAAGAAGGGCAAGCGCGGCAAGGUCCCUAAGCACCGGCAGGGUCUCACACAGGCCUCUAACCCAAUCCCAUUCGUCCUCCCACCACCGCCACAGGAGAUGAUGGGGGGUCCACCACCACAAGGCGGCCCACCGCACCUCCAGUCUCAUCUCCAGCACUCAAUGCCGAUGCCGAUGCCGAUGUCGAUGCCGAUGCCGAUGCCGCCGCAGCCCAUGCCAUCCCAACCUCACAUGGCGAUGCCUAUACACUCUCCUCCUCCUCAGGCGCCCAUCCGAGGCCUUCCUCAGAUGCCAGUAAUGCCUCGUGGGAUGUCCCCUCAGCCACAGGGCAGCCAAGAUCGCCUCCAGGUUGAGGACGACGGACUCGACUUUGAGCCUGAGGAGCAGGACGCCGGGCGUCCCCUGAAGCUCCAGCCUCUCCGGUUCAUUCCAGCUUCCAAAGAGAAGCGGACGAUCACACCCCUGCCGUCUAUGGUGCCGCCCCACAGCUUCGCGGGCCAGGAGAACAAGCCUCCCGUCCCAGACGAGGAGGGCGUCUUCUCAACCAAUGGGCCUCCAAGGCCUCAACCCAUCCUCAGACGCACCUUCCAGCCGGCAUCUCCUGACGAAGUGGCGCAAGUGGACAUGAACGACUACUUCAACAACGACGACGACAACCUAUUUGAGACGCCAGCUCACAAGCGCCAGGAAGUGCCUUCAGGUCCAGUGUCUGGCUCCAUCCACAACGUGACUUCGAGUGCAUUCAAGACACCGGCUCUCACCCAUACAUCGUCGUCGCCGACUUCAUCGCCGAUGCCGCUCACUAUCCCUCGUGGCGCCAACCACCACCCGAGUGGUCUGCAGCGCGAAUGGAACCCAGCCGAGGAGGUCCACUCCAACGGGCCGCGUUCGCCUGCGGGGUUAGAUGCUCCUUUCGCGAUGAAACCGACUCCCCUUAAGAAGUCGUUCGGGGAGGACGACGACAACCUCCGUCUUGCGCCGCGCGCUGCCGAGCGUGUCGCUCCACCAAAGACUCCGGGCGUUGCUCCCCGGACCCCCGGUCUGCCCUCAAAGACCAUGGGUGGCCCUCCUAAGACUCCAAUCUCUCGCUCGUCGGCUGUCAUGCGGACGCCAAACGUGAAGACGCCUCUCAUGUACCAGACGCCUGCGAGGUCCAACUUCACUCCGGGUCGGGACCAACUGAACACACCUCUGUGGGAGGUGUUGGGAUGUCUCGACCGUAUGAAGGAGGACCAGCAGCAGGAGCAGGCCAACACGACCCCCCUCGAGCCCCUUGAAGUUCUUGAACAGGGCAACUUGACGCCUCGCCCGACCACCAACCCGGCGAGUUACUCGCUUGACUCGCCCAGUCGCGGGCCCAGGGAUGCGAUAGAAAUCGACUCACCCAUCAGCAAGCGGCGCCGGGUCGCGUCCUAG